UUUUUUUCUAAAAUUAAUUUUCCCCUUCUUUUUCAAGUGUCCAAUCUCGUUAUCAACGCUUACACGUUCCCCUAAAAGAUGUUGAAUGGAAUGUUUGUGAAUAUUGUGGGGAAAUUGUCCACCGAAUGGUUUUCGAACGUCAUUUAAUUUUGCAUGAAAUGGCUGAUGUAACUUAUCAACUUUAUCAUCACGAAAUUGAUGUUGAAAAAAAACGAGUAGAGCAAGUUAAAAGGAUUCAAGCUAAGGAAACAAAAGAAAAACGUCGCAAUCUAGGCUUAGAGCUCUCCUCUUGUUCCUCCUCUUCUUCAUUGCCUUCCUCUUCUGAAGAUAAUUCUGGUUUUGAAACAGAAUCAUCAUCAUCUACAACAGCUUCAAAUUCUUUAAUUUAUCCAGACAAUAUUAAUUUUAAUAAAAACGAAGAAAAUGGGAAAGAAAAGAGAAAAUCACCGAUGACGUUGGAUUGGGUUAUGGAAGAAUUGAUAAAUGAAAAAGAGAGGAAAAAGCAGAAGAAAAUGAAGCAAACAGAAGAUGAAUUUGGUUUUGACUAUUUUGAUCAUCAACAAACAAGUUUGGCUGCUUAUAUAGAACUUGAAGAUGAAUUUAAUAAUAAUUUUGAAAAAAAUUCUGGAAAAUUAAAAAACAAAAAAUUGAGAGAACAAAAAUUAACAAAAACAACAAAUAUUUCAAUUAAAAAGAGACCACCCAAAAAAGUAAUAAAAAUUAAAAAAGAAAUUGUAGAAGAAAUUCCAAUAGAAGAGGAAGUUGAUGAAGAAACAGCUUUACUUGAAGAUUAUGAACAUUUGUUGUGUUUGAAUAAUUUGGGACGGAGAUAUGAAUAUGGUGAGAGAAAGGGGAAAAUAUUUUUUUAA
Messenger RNA from Meloidogyne enterolobii, 869 nucleotides. Lineage: Eukaryota; Metazoa; Nematoda; Chromadorea; Rhabditida; Meloidogynidae. The record is from the annotation of a GenBank genome assembly.